AUGACGAUGUCGUCGCCGGCGUCCACCCACCUCCUCCGCCCCGCGCCCGCGGCGCCCCUGCUCCCUCGCCGCGCCUCCGUGCAGCUCUCCCGCGUCGCCGGCGGAGCUGCGCCAAGGAGCAGGAGACGGAGCGGCCGCCUGGCGGUGGUCCGCGCGGCCACCGCGGAGGUGGCCGAGGCCGCCGGCGCCCCCGCCUACACCACCGAGUCCCUCAUCCUAUACUUCAAGGCCGAGGGCACCAUGGAGGAGAGGGCUGUUCCCAAGAUCACCCAGGCCCUCGAGGGGAUGGAUGGCGUCACUGACCUGGAGGUGCUUAUCGAAGAAGGCAUCGGAAGUGUUGUGCCACAUUGUACCAUGAGAAGUGUACUCUGCAAGCACAAGAAAAGACUGCCUUACAAGCAGAGAGAGCAUUAUCGUCAGAUAUUAACGAAGGCGACAACAGUCCAAGCUACCGGGGUCGCCUCAAACCUGGUGGAAGCCAUCCAGGGAGUUGGUUUCAAGCUGCAAACUCUGAGCCUCAGCUUCGAGGACUUUGACAAGGCGGACGCUGCUGCUGCAGUCACAGGAGAAGGAGCAGACGUCCAAGCCAGCGAGUGA
Triticum turgidum subsp. durum (durum wheat) is the source of this 597-nucleotide messenger RNA. Lineage: Eukaryota; Viridiplantae; Streptophyta; Magnoliopsida; Poales; Poaceae. The record is from the annotation of a GenBank genome assembly.